Hevea brasiliensis (rubber tree) is the source of this 2511-nucleotide messenger RNA. RefSeq lists its product as uncharacterized. NCBI's taxonomy places the organism in Eukaryota, Viridiplantae, Streptophyta, Magnoliopsida, Malpighiales, Euphorbiaceae. The record is from RefSeq and is a predicted model, not a curated record. Bases 323 to 1123 code for a protein of 266 amino acids. The transcript has 2 exons.
AAUGAUAUUGUGAAUUGUGUUCUUCUCCCUCAUGAAUUCUCUCUAUUUUCUCUGUGUGUUCUGUUUCUGUAAAAAUCCAUAACAAUGGUAUCAGAGCAAAUGACCCUCGGCCAUGGAUUUUGCUGCUGCUAUUCUUCCUUUCCGUUUCCUCUUUUCUCGAACCUAGGGUUCUUCUAAAUUCUCCUCUAUUCUUUCUGAUCUUUUCAUUCCUUUCUCUUCUUGCCUAUUCUUCUUUCUUGGUCAUUCUCAUUCUCCUCUCUCAAUCUGUUUUUCUUUCCGUCUUUUCUUGGUUACAAACAGAGCUGCUAGAUCCUUAGCCAGGAUGGAAGAUAUGAAAUCACAAGAUUUUCUACAAAAAUUCACUGUCAUGAUGCAAGAAUUAGAACAACGACAGGAGGUUUUGCAAAAGGAAGCAGAGCAACGACAUCAAGAAGCUUUGGAAGAAAUUAAAGCGUUGCUUACUGGUAUAAGUUUUCGCAAUAUGAAUAUCGUCAAUAAUAUAACUCAAGGUGAAUUCACAAAAGCAAGGGAAGAUCCAUUAGAGGAUUUAAAGAAUUUGAAACAAGAAUUUACCUUGCAAGAUUAUUGGAAUUCCUUAAACCAGUUGUAUUCAAAAGCUAGAAUUCAAGAAGAGAAAGCAUUGAAUUUUUUCCUCUCUGGACUGGUUGAUGAAUUGCAAUUGGUAGUGAAGAUGUUUAAGCCAAGGACACUUUCAGAGGCUUAUUCACUGGCUAGGUUGCAAGAGGUAACUGUGGCAACAAUCAAGAAUAAUGUCAAUCCAGAUACUAAACCCACAAUCUUUGUUACUGCUUCAUUCCCUCCUUCCACUCCAUCCAAUCUCCAAUCUAAUUUUCCUAAGCUCUCGGUUUCUGCAGACAAAUUUGAUCUUUUGCCAAUACCCAUCAUUCAGUUACCAAAACUACCUGGUGUACCUCCAAGAAAUCCAAAAUUGGAGCAUCAUGAAAAUUUCAAAGGUGAGAAGAGUAUCAAUGGAAGUUCUCUUCCUAAAUCUGUUAAGGUUUAUGAAGGUAAAGCAUAUGUUCUUGUUACUAAAAAAACUGACCAGCACAAAAAGAGAGUUGGUGGGAAAAAAACAGUACAUGAACUAUGGGAAUUAUGGUGAGUUUGAUUUGGGUGCUCAUGAAAAAUACAGGAAUUAUGAGAACUGUGUUGACUUUGAUUUGAGUGACCAUGAUUACAUCACCCUUAAAGAAGAUGAGUUUGAGAGAUGGAAAAGGCAGAGGAAGAAAUUUUAUGGGCGCGUGAAUUUGCUGUAUAAAAAAUAUAUAAAAGCUAUAAAAACAUUUCAAUUAUGGAUCAUAUUGGUUUAUUCAAGAAUCUCAACAUGCCUGUUCUCAAGCAUUAAUAAUGCUGCAAAUCUGCUCCUCAUUCAUUGAAGAUUUUUUUUUCCCCAGUUGAUGCUUCCUAGAAAUGUGCAGAUGAGUUGAGAGCUCAGUUUCCUGCAUUCCUUGAGGACAAGGAAUCUGAAGGGGGAAGUAUUGAUACGAGAAUAUGCCAGCUAAAAUUGUUGAAGUAGUCAGGACACGUGCCAUGCUUUACUUGGGUUUAGGAAAGAUGGUUACGAGUCUUUAUUUUGAGCUGGCUAUAUGAGCUAUGGUUGUAAUCCAGAUUUUCAUCUUGAAUGAUAUUGUGAAUUGUGUUCUUCUCCCUCAUGAAUUCUCUCUAUUUUCUCUGUGUGUUCUGUUUCUGUAAAAAUCCAUAACAAUAUAAAUGUGAUAUUUUCACCCUCCUCGCUUCUUAAAUACUUUAGCCAUUUAAUAGGCCUCUCUUCUUCUUCUUCUUCUUCUUCUUCUUCUUCUUCUUCUUCUUCUUCUUCUCAUUUUUUUUUUUAAAUUUAUUCCCCUUAACCGACUGCAGUAAUAGAGACUCAAUCAAGCACAUCAAGCCUCCUCAUCUUCGAACUAUCUCAUCUGCAUCCACCUAAUGACCCUUGAUCUUGAUGCAGAAGCUCGCUAUCACUAUCAUAAAAAAUUCAAGUUUAAAACCCCAUAUAUCCACUUUUAGAUGGUGCUGCUACCAAAAAGAGACGGUGAGCAGGCUUGUCUCCAGUUGAGCCUCGCCAUCGCCUACAUCCUCCAGUCGAGACUCUUUCACCUCCGGUCGUCUUCACGCCGAGUCUAGCUUCGCCCUUGCUGGCUCACCGUUUGGAAGAUUUAUGUAAAAGCCUCUUGAAAAGCUAGAACUUCUUCGACAUGGGGGAAGAAAUCAGUGAGAUGCCCUAGGUAGCCUGACAUCACUAAACCAUUAGAGUUUUGAAGGACUGCCCCAAAACUUAUGCGACCAGCCUGGGUGGAGAUGGAUGUAUCAAUGUUGCAUUCAAAUGUACUAACUAGUUAUUUACUCCAGGAAGUCUCACAUCCCGGGUUGAGUGAGACAACAUUACUAAUCACAAUAAAUACUGUUCAAUUUACUUUUCAAGUUAGCCGUGAUAUGUUAUGUUAUUCUUAAUUGACUCAUUUCCCCUAAUUAUUCAAGUUGUUCAACUCUUUA